AUGGCCCCACUUCAACUAACGUUGAAGCUGGUGCUUUUCCUGUUGAUCUCUUGCUCGGUCUUGGUCGGGGCCUCGCAUAAUGUCACGGUGGACGACGACGACACUUCACAGAUCAUCUACGACCCGCCGGAUAGUUGGAGGGAAACCCCAUUCGACCCUUUGAAUGCGGGAGGGAGGCAUAGAGUUACUAGCGACCCAGAUGCUACAGCUACAUUCACGUUUACUGGAACUGCUAUUUAUUUUUAUGCUCCACUAUGGCCAUUUGAGGUGACGACGGCCGUAUCGCUCGAUGGAAACCCCCCUGUGACUAUCAAUCUCAUGGACCCGGCCACUAUCAGUCCUGAAGAAGACGCGCCGGAAACAGUCCAGUCACAGGUGGUGUGGAGUGUGGAUGGAUUGGACAAUGUUGAACAUACCCUUGUUGUGUCAGUGGCUCUAGGAGACGAUCACGCCGUCGUAGAUACCCUUGUCUAUACCGUCCUUGACGAUGACGAUCCGACGCCCACGACCACUACCGAUGAUAGCUCAGCGUCUUCGACGGCUUUGACUUCUUUGUCAUCGUCAUCAACUUCCUCUUCUUCGUUUUCCCUACUUCCUCCACCCACCCCUUCAACAUCACCAGUUUUGUCAGAUGCAUCCUCUGCGACCGCACACAAGGGCCUUUCUAUUGCGCUUGGCAUCGUUUGCACUGUCUUCGCCCUGCUCGUAUUCUACGGUAUAUACUGGUAUUGGCGACGUCGGCAGCGGAUCCGUCGUGAACGGGAAGAGGAAGAGGAAUACGCGCGAAACCACCCUUCCUCUUCUGAGCCAGAGGUCCCCUCUGUAGGAUAUGAGUACAGAAGGCAACCAACAGCCUGGCAGAGAAAUUCACGCGGAAGGCUAGUUGCUGCCAGUACAGGAAUUACGACUACCGACUCCCCCUUCGACAGCGAGCUCAGUGGUACCGGUUCUGUGCGCGGUGCAAGCACUAGGGCAGGCAGAAGACCGCGCCCGCCAGCCCCAAGAAGGCAUGGACCUUCACCGUUAUCUAUAUCGUCGUCGGCGUCCGAGUCGUCGUCUUCGGUUACGGGAUCGUCAAGCGGCAAGAAGAAUCCAUUAACGACUAUACCGGAGAUGAGGAUGCGCGAGGAUGUGGAUAUAGAUGCCUCACCAUCGGUUGUUAAGUCACAAAAAGCAUUGGAUGCCCGAAAUUCGCGAGAGGGACUUGCAACUGACAUUGGUUCGACCCAGUGGACAACAUUCGAUGACCAAUCUUCAUAA
Messenger RNA from Psilocybe cubensis, 1260 nucleotides. RefSeq lists its product as uncharacterized. Bases 1 to 1260 code for a protein of 419 amino acids. The record is from RefSeq and is a predicted model, not a curated record. The transcript is spliced from 3 exons. Lineage: Eukaryota; Fungi; Basidiomycota; Agaricomycetes; Agaricales; Agrocybaceae.